AUGGUGGCAUGCCCAAUCUGCGGCAAAUCCGUCAAACAAACCACAAUCAACGACCACAUCGAUUCCAACUGCACCGAGUACGUUGAGAAUGAAAGCAGUGCAUCAUCCACACCGGGCGCCGCCGGCAAAUUCUUCAAGACACCUGUCUCCGCCAAACGCGAUGCUUUCUCCUUCUUCUCAUCCUCCCAACCUAUACCAUCUGCGAGCGAGCCUCGACCGUCGACGACGGCAGUCGCAAAACGACAAUUCGAGACCGCUUCGACGCAGCAGCAUCCAAAUGGACACAAUGUGAUAAAAAGUGAGGAGACGGGUACAGCUCACAACAAUGGCAUCGAAGCAGGUGCACCUCCAAGCAAAAAGGCCAGACACAAUCCCUUCGAAAAAGCGGCUCCGCUGGCAGAACGCAUGCGCCCUAAAACGCUGGAUGAAGUCUGUGGACAGGACCUGGUCGGCCGUGACGGCGUGCUGCGAGGCUUGAUUGAACAAGACCGCGUUCCCAGCAUGAUUCUCUGGGGCGCCGCGGGGACAGGCAAGACGACCAUUGCGCGGGUCAUCGCUGGCAUGGUUGGCUCGCGCUUCGUUGAGAUUAACAGUACGUCUUCCGGGGUCGGGGAGUGUAAGAAGAUCUUCGCGGAGGCCAAAAGUGAGCUGGCUCUCACGGGCCGUAAGACAAUCAUAUUCUGCGACGAGAUCCACAGGUUCAGCAAGAGCCAGCAGGAUGUCUUUCUCGGCCCCGUCGAGGCUGGACAUGUCACACUGAUCGGCGCCACGACCGAGAAUCCCAGCUUCAAAGUGCAGAACGCUCUACUGUCGAGAUGUCGCACGUUUACCCUGCAGAAACUCACCGACCAGAACAUUUGCGAAAUCCUUCGUCGCGCGCUCGAGGCCGAACGCGACAAUUACAAUCCCUCUGAACUCGUAAAUGACGAGUUGAUCAGCUACCUUGCCGCCUUUGCUGACGGUGACGCCCGCACGGCUCUCAACCUCCUCGAGUUAGCUAUGGACAUCUCUCGACGACCCAACAUGACUCUAGAGGAUUUGAAGCAGUCGCUCACAAAGACCCUGGUCUAUGACCGAGCCGGUGAUCAACACUACGACACCAUAUCCGCAUUCCACAAAUCAGUGCGCGGCUCCGACCCUAACGCGGCGUUGUACUACCUCGCGCGCAUGCUCCAGUCAGGGGAAGAUCCGCUGUACAUUGCGAGACGGAUGAUUGUGAUCGCCAGCGAGGAUGUCGGAUUAGCGGACAAUUCACUGCUCCCGCUCGCAACUGCGGCAUAUGCAGCCUGCGAGAAAAUUGGUAUGCCUGAAGCCAGAAUCAACCUCGCCCAUGUCACUGUGGCGUUGUGCCUUGCACCAAAAUCAACCAGGGCGUACAGGGCACUUGCGAAUGCAAUGCAUGCUCUUGAAGAGCCCGGAAUUGCAGGCCUGCCAGUCCCCAUCCACCUGAGAAACGCGCCGACGCGGCUGAUGAAAGAAUUGGGGUACGGAAAAGAAUACAAAUACAAUCCGGAUUAUGUGGAUGGAAAGGUCAAGCAGGAGUAUCUCCCUGACAGGCUGAGAGGUAGAGAGUUUCUCGAAGAAAGAGAUUUGGGAGAGAACAUCGACGACGACUUAUUAGAUGAGGAAGAACCGGGCAAGGAUGGCAAAAUCGCCAGUGGAAGGGACGGCCAUGGCUGA
Fonsecaea multimorphosa CBS 102226 is the source of this 1680-nucleotide messenger RNA. RefSeq lists its product as uncharacterized. Gene Ontology annotation, biological process: DNA-templated DNA replication; regulation of DNA repair; DNA repair. The transcript has a single exon. Gene Ontology annotation, cellular component: nucleus. The record is from RefSeq and is a predicted model, not a curated record. The coding region runs from base 1 to 1680 and encodes 559 amino acids. NCBI's taxonomy places the organism in Eukaryota, Fungi, Ascomycota, Eurotiomycetes, Chaetothyriales, Herpotrichiellaceae. Gene Ontology annotation, molecular function: DNA binding; ATP hydrolysis activity; ATP binding.